Molecule: messenger RNA, 1969 nt
Organism: Ectocarpus sp. CCAP 1310/34
Lineage: Eukaryota; Phaeophyceae; Ectocarpales; Ectocarpaceae
Source: the annotation of a GenBank genome assembly
GGGUGCUAGUCAGAGUGGUCGGAGUGAGGAAAGAGCAAAUGUCCGCCAAGGGCAGCAGCGCCAUGAUUGGCAGGCACCACAGCCUCAGCAGUGGCAACCGCAGCAGCCGCCGCAGCAGCAGCAGCAGCAACAGCAGCAGCAGUGGCAACAGCCCCCGCCGCAGAUGCAGGUGCCGCAGCAGUUCUGGUCACAGGGAGGGGGGUAUGACGAGGGUCCUCACGGGGGCAAGGUUUACUGCGACCGGCAAGGCAACUUCCACACUGGAAGGUGGACGAUAACGUUCCGCGAGAAGAUAGACAAGGUCUUUGCGGACACGUCGAAGAAGAUGGAUGAAGGGUCGACGGGUAAGAAAGCGUUGACAUUCUUGACUUCGGCGUUGUGGAGGGUGGUGAGUUCAUCGUCACCCGAGAAGUUGGUGUACGACUUGCAGACGUGUGCAGUACCUACUGGAACGCCGUAUAGCGAGUACUUGACUACAUUGCAGGGGUUGGUGCACAAUGUUCGGAACCUGGGAGUUGUGACGCCGCAGGACAACACAAUUCAACUGGCAGUCAGAGAGAGUGUGUCUGAUCAAUACAGUGUUUUGACCGCUUCCAUGUUCAAGGGCAAGGAGUUGUGCGUUGUGGCGUUCGAUAACAUCGACACCUUGAUGCAUGAGUUGCGAAAUUUCGAGGCGGUGAAGGGGGGGGCAACGACUCCGACGCGGAGGAUGGCUCAGGUAAAGAGCUCCUCGGGGUGGAGGCAGGGACAGAGAGGGGGUGGAGGAGGAAGGACAGGGUCAGGGGGAACGAAUACGCGGGUGAUGACGGGGUNGCGGUCCGCUUCUCCUGGUAGGUCAGAUGGUGGAUAUGGGGGAAGGGUGAUGACGGUGGAGGACAUGGAUUACGAGGACGAAUGUGCAGAGUUUCAGAGAGUCUAUGACAUUCACGCCGCGCCUCGCACAAACAGCCAAGCGACUGAUUGCCCUUUCUUCGCGUGGUUCACGUCUGUCGAGGAAAAGGACAGGCACAGGCGGGCGUUCGGAUUAAGGUGUUUGAACUGUGGCAGUGAGGGACACUUUGUGCGGGAUUGUGACAAGGGGUACAUUAACGCCUCGAACAUGUUGAACAAAAAUUUGGCAACCGGGUCAAAGGCCGAAGUGAAGGCAAGGUGGGAUCGAUGGUUGCAUCGCCUGAGGCAAUGGCAAGCACAUCGGAUGGAGGAGAGGAGGAGGGUAAGGAAUAACUGAUGGUGCGACGGUCAGUUGGCCAGCUUGCCGGUAGCACCUUGGCCGAGCUGCCCUGUGGGUGAUGAGGCAGAGAGAGAAGAGAGGAAGGAGGGAGAGGUGAAGGGAAAAAGGAGUGAACGGUAUUGCGAAGUUGAAAACAAUUCUCGCGGAGCGGAGGUGAAGAGUGGAAGGGGUGAAAAAUAUUACGAGAUUGAAAAGAAAUCUCGAGGAGCGAUGGUGCAGGGUGAAGGAGGUCCCGGGUAUUGUGAUGACGAAAAUAAAUAUCGCGGGCAGAAGGGAAGAAAGCAGAGCCCAGGACCGGGAUCAAAACAGAAUCUCGGGGAGGCUGAAUUGAAGCGAAAACAAUCAUUACGCGAGAACAUCGCAGACGACUCGGCGGGUGGGAUUGUUGAGGAGGAGGGGGGCCGAUCGGUGGUGCACAACACCGAGGGUGAUGGCCUCGCGACGGGGAUCGUCUCGUCCAACCACGGGAUUUUCCAGAAGUAGGGGUGCCGAACACGCCCCCUUCGUCAGAUCAAACGAAGUCUAGCAUUGGCAGAAUGGGAAAUGUUACUGACAAUGCAACACCAGCGGGGAAUGCGUUAAACACUCAAAGGAAGGAAAUACGCAAGGCAAAUUCUCCGACAACAGUGAAGUGUCCGCUGUAUCCUCAAGCGGAACACACAGUUGGUCGAAAUGGAGCCAAAAAGGGGUCGAUUAAUAGGGACACUAGAAAGGAAAAAAGCGUUACCGUUCAUCGUG